This is a messenger RNA of Pistacia vera, 2202 nucleotides long. RefSeq names its product auxin response factor 2-like. Bases 118 to 1983 code for a protein of 621 amino acids. Gene Ontology annotation, molecular function: protein binding; DNA binding. Gene Ontology annotation, biological process: regulation of DNA-templated transcription; response to hormone. The record is from RefSeq and is a predicted model, not a curated record. Gene Ontology annotation, cellular component: nucleus. Lineage: Eukaryota; Viridiplantae; Streptophyta; Magnoliopsida; Sapindales; Anacardiaceae. The transcript is spliced from 13 exons.
GAUGAGCUAUAUACAGAACUAUGGCGUGCAUGCGCGGGUCCACUUGUUUAUGUUCCACGUGCUGGGGACAAAGUUUACUACUUUCUUCAAGGUCAUAUUGAACAGGUUGAGGCAUACAUGACCGAAGAUGGUAAAAUGGAAAUGCCCAUUUACAAAGUCCCUUCCAAGAUUCUCUGUGAAGUUGUCUAUGUUCAACUAAAGGCGGAAGCUGGUACAGAUGAGGUAUAUGCUCAAAUUACUCUGCUUCCAAAGCCAGAGCAAGAUGAGCCAAGCUUGGAAGAUGCGACUUCUCUGCCUUCACCUUCAAAGGUUAAUGUGUGUUCCUUUAGCAAGAAACUCACUCCCUCUGAUACCAGUACACAUGGUGGAUUCUCUGUUCCAAAGCGACAUGCUGAUGAGUGCCUUCCGCCCCUGGACAUGAGUAAGGAUCCCCCAGCACAGCAACUGGUUGCAAAGGAUUUGCAUGGGUAUGAAUGGCACUUUCGGCAUAUAUAUCGUGGUCAGCCAAAGCGACAUUUGCUUACCAGUGGUUGGAGUAUGUUUGUGACUUCAAAAGAGCUUGUUGCUGGAGAUGCAUGUAUCUUCCUCAGAGGAGAAAAUGGGGAACUUCGUGUCGGUGUUCGCCGCACAAUGAAACUACAGAACAAUAUGCCAACGUCAAUCAUAUCUGGCCCUAGUAUGCAACAUGGGAUACUUGCCACUGCUUCUCAUGCCAUUUCUACCGGGACGAGGUUUACUGUCUAUUACCGUCCUUGGUCAAGCCCUGCCGAAUUCAUCGUACCUUUUGAUCAUUACAUGAGGUCUGCUGAAAUCAACUAUUCUGUUGGGACAAGAUUUAGAAUGGCGAUUGAAGAUGAAGAAUGUGCAGAACAGAGAAUAUUUGGCACUAUUGUUGGCGCUGGAGAUAUUGAUCAAAAUAGGUGGCCUAAUUCUGCAUGGAGGCGUCUCAAGGUAAAAUGGGAUGUCAGAUCAGAUACAUUAACGCGCCCAGAAAGGGUUUCACCUUGGAACAUUGAGCCGAUGACAGAAUGCACUAACAGGAACCCUGCCUCUGUUCUACCCCGCAUAAAGAGGCUGCGUUCAACUGAUGCAACAUCACCUGGAUUCUCGUCCUUUGUUAGCAUUGGGGGCUUGCAAGGUCAAGAAAGCAGGAUAACAGGUGUUAAGCAAUUGGACGCACUAAAACUACCAUUAUUACCAUAUUUUGUUCCCCCACCAGAUCCACAUUGGGCCCAUAUGCAAUUAGGGCCGGAGAAUAAGCUGCAAUUUCCGAUGCAUUCUCCAUUUUAUCGAGGUCCCAGCAGUGCAGAGUCAAGUCCCGGUGGAAGCAUAGUAAGCUCGGGUAUUCCUAAUCACUGGCCCGCAAUGAUCGCACCUUAUGGAGUUCAUGACAACGCUGUAUCAAGCAAAAACUUGUCAGUUCCUGAUGUCAACUCUCUGAAUUCCGGCUCUCAGGAUUGGAGGGCUUUGGAACUCAGGGAUGAAAAUGGAACUCCACUUGCCCCACCAAAUGAUUGCAGCAGAUACAUGCUUUUUGGAGUCAAUUUAUUUAAAUGUAGUCCACCGGAGCUCCCUUCACCACAAGUUGCCAAUUCCACUGAGCUUGAAAGUCAUGGUUCUAUCCCUCCAAUAUCUCAGUCAAGUGUUUCUGAAACCAUCCAGGUUUCAGACCCAUCUAAGAGUGUAUCCGGCAACCCUUCAGAAAUGCAAUGCAAGAAUUGCCAUUCUUUCAGGAGUUGCACCAAGGUGCUCAAGUAUGGAACUGUUCUUGGAAGAUCUGUUGAUCUUACACAAUUUGACGGGUAUGAAGAACUCCUGUGUGAGCUUGACAAGAAGUUUGAUUUCAAGGGAAGUCUGAUUGACGGAAGCAGCGGGUGGCAUGUUACCUACAUGGAUUAUGAAGGGGACAUGAUGGUAGCUGGAGACUACCCAUGGCAGGAAUUUCUGUGUGCGGUACGACGAAUGUUGAUAUGCCCAAAGUAAGACAUCGAGCCGAAUGCGAGCUCACCAAAUCCAACACCUCCUUCAUAAUCAUAACAAUUGAGGUCAAUUGCGCAGAUUUGCAUAUAUCAGUGCAUUUUAUAUGAAUGCAGUUAUAUGUACCUAAAAUUGUGAUGCAUUGCCUAACUGUUGUUCUUAGAAGGCAAUCGUAUGCAAAUUUUAAUGUGUGAAAACAGUUUUUGUGUGCUUUAUAUCAUAUCA